AGUAAAUGCGAGAACAGGUGAAUUGUGGUCUCUCCGAGUCUACAAUCGUAUAUCGUUUUUAUAUUGGAAAGCCUAUCUUCCACCAAAACCCUAACCACCUAGAUUUGGGAUUUCGCCAUCUUUCAUCUUCGAUCUGCUGCUGUCUGCUAGGGUGGUGCAAGGACAACAUGUCAGGCAUGGAGAAUGUCAAACAGCAUGAGCAGGUGGAUGGAAAUGGCCCUGACAAUGCUGAAAAAUCAAUGCCUUCCUCCCAAGAGGAGGAGGCAGCUGUUAAGAAGAGGUAUGGAGGAAUUAUGCCCAAGAAACCACCACUUAUUUCCAAGGACCAUGAACGUGCUUACUUUGAUUCUGCUGAUUGGGCACUGGGAAAGCAAGGUGUAGAGAAGCCCAAAGGACCACUUGAGGCCCUUCGACCUAAACUGCAGCCCACACAACAGCAAACAAGAUACCGGAAAUCUCCUUAUGCUCCAUCAGAUGGUGAAGAUGGAGGAAGCUCUCCCACAGAGGACAUGGCUACCAAUGAAUGAGAGCUGUUGUGAGGGCCUCAGAAUUGGUGAUUGUUGAUUGUUGAUUGUUAUCAUAAUAUCUACAUAACUAAUUUUAGUAAUUUUCUGUUGUUUCCAAUAAUAAAAUUGAUGAGGAUGUUUACUGUACCAACAUUUUUGCAGUUGAAAAGACGAAUUUCUAGUUUUGUAAGGUUUUCCUGAA
This is a messenger RNA of Vitis riparia (riverbank grape), 708 nucleotides long. RefSeq lists its product as uncharacterized. Gene Ontology annotation, cellular component: cytoplasm. Gene Ontology annotation, molecular function: protein phosphatase inhibitor activity. The transcript is spliced from 7 exons. The coding region runs from base 6 to 527 and encodes 173 amino acids. Lineage: Eukaryota; Viridiplantae; Streptophyta; Magnoliopsida; Vitales; Vitaceae. The record is from RefSeq and is a predicted model, not a curated record.